AUGAAGCGAGAGGUAUGUCCUCGUCAAGUCGUCAGCCGGUGCUUGUCUGACGUCUUUGCAGCAGGACCGUCUCACACACACGUCGUUGUAGACCCUUCGACCUCCAAAGACAUUCGACAGCAUGUACAUGCGCUCACAGCUUCCGAACUCCUUUCCACCGCAUCUCCCCGUUGCUUCUCCACAUUCUCCAGUGCACUCGACGGACUGAUAGAGAGGUCCCUGACUGGGUCCUUUUCUGAAAAUGGCAACGCCGAUGGGGAGGGACGUAGGCUGGCCAAGCGGGGAAGGCAUCACGGCGCGAUCAGUCCAGGUAUGGUAGUGGAAAUAUCUGGUCCCCCCGGGGGCGGUAAGACGGUCCUAUCGAUAGCUCUCGUGUUGAGUGCUCGGAUUGGGGCACUGGAAACUUCGGCGGCGCCAUCAGGACAAUUUGGUCAGACCAAAGGAGAGGUACUCAUCAUAGACACCGAGGGUUCUAUAACUCCCGAGCGGCUACUCCACGCGGCUCAGGCGGCUGUUCGUGCUUCAGAAAUCUCACCUGUCUCAAUCCUCGACGGUAUUCAUUUAAUCCGGGUAGCGACACAAGUACAGAUGGUAGCUUUGUUACACACUCUGGACGAGUGGUUGGACAGUCAUCCAGCUACCGAACUCGUCGUCUUUGACACUCUCAGUUUUCACUUUCGACAUCCAGGUUUAGACCUCGGCGUCAAAAGACGUCUCAUGGAACUGGCCAAACAAGAGAUAGCUCGAGCGUCGACUAUGCACGGCUGCGCGGUGGUGGUCAAUAACCAGCUGGCUACCAAGCUUUUGACCGCCGAGAAUAAGCCGGCGAAUUUUGAUACGGGAGAUAGAGCCGUUUUAAUGCCUCAGCUAGGUGAUAGCUGGGCCACUUCCAAAGCUCUACGUUUAGUCCUGUUCCGAGGAGGCCUAAAUGACGAUCAACGUCAUGCUCACGCUUCAACCGCAGACGGUCACGGCCAUGUGCCGUGGGUCAAAUUUGACAUUGACCUAGAUGGUCUGCCUUGUGACACGCACGACUCUUUAUAAGCUGGAUUACUCGUCCAUAACUCCACUUCAUGCAUUUAGAUUUUGGCAAUGCU
This is a messenger RNA of Tremella mesenterica DSM 1558, 1097 nucleotides long. RefSeq lists its product as uncharacterized. Gene Ontology annotation, biological process: meiotic DNA recombinase assembly; reciprocal meiotic recombination. Bases 1 to 1044 code for a protein of 347 amino acids. Lineage: Eukaryota; Fungi; Basidiomycota; Tremellomycetes; Tremellales; Tremellaceae. The record is from RefSeq and is a predicted model, not a curated record. Gene Ontology annotation, molecular function: crossover junction DNA endonuclease activity; four-way junction DNA binding. The transcript is spliced from 7 exons. Gene Ontology annotation, cellular component: Rad51B-Rad51C-Rad51D-XRCC2 complex; Rad51C-XRCC3 complex; replication fork.